CCGCCCACGCGCGACCCUCGGGGGCCCGGCGCGACGCCCCUUUGUCCGGGGGGGCCGUUCAUGCCGCCGCCCCCCGCGCACUGCGGGCCGGGCAGCGCCGAGCAGGGCCGUCUCUAGGGCCGAGGUGCCCGUCCUGCCCCCGGAGCCCACCGUUGCCACUGGAGAAUGAACCAGCCACAGAGGAUGGCACCCGUGGGCACGGACAAGGAGCUCAGUGAUCUCCUGGACUUCAGCAUGAUGUUCCCGUUGCCAGGGGCCAACGGCAAGGGCCGGCCCACCCCCCUGGCUGGUGCCCAGUUUGGAGGCUCAGGUCUCGAGGACCGACCCGGCUCGGGCUCCUGGGGCACCGGCGACCAGAACAGCUCCUCCUUUGACCCCAGCCGGGCCUACGGCGAAGGCACGCACUUCCCUGAGCCCCACGACAGCCUGUCUCCGUCCACAUUCCUGGGACCUGGGCUCGCGGGCAAGGGCAGCGAGCGGAGCGCAUACACUGCCUUCGGGAGAGAUGCGGGUGUUGGCGGCCUGAGUCAGGCUGGCUUCCUGCCCAGCGAGCUGGCCCUCAGCAGCCCGGGGCCACUGUCCCCUUCGGGCACCAAGGGUGGCUCCCAGUAUUACUCCUACGCCGGCCACCCUCGGCGGAGAGCCGCGGAGAGCGGACUGGACACACAGCCCAAGAAGGUCCGGAAGGUGCCGCCAGGUCUCCCGUCUUCGGUGUACCCGUCCAGCUCAGGUGACGACUACAGCAGGGACACCGCCGCCUACCCAACCGCCAAGACCCCUGGCGGCACCUACCCUACCCCCUUCUACACGGCAGAUGGCAGCCUGCAGCCUGCGGCCGAGCUCUGGAAUCCCCCGGGCCAGGCGGGCUUCGGGCCUGUGCUGGGCGGGGGCUUCGGCAGCCUGCAGCCACACGAGCGCAUGGGCUACCAGCUGCACGGAGCGGAGGUGAACGGACGGCUGCCAGCGGUGCCCACCUUCUCCUUGGCCCCCGCGGCCGCCUACGGCAGCGCCCCCAGCCACACGCCCCCCGUCAGCGGGGCCGACGGCCUCCUGGGCUCCCGCGGGACGUCGGCCGGCAGCUCUGGGGACGCCCUCGGGAAGGCAUUGGCCUCGAUCUACUCCCCGGAUCACUCGAGCAAUAACUUCUCCUCCAGCCCCUCGACCCCCGUGGGCUCCCCUCAGGGCCUGGCAGGGACGUCUCAGUGGACCCGAACAGGAGCCCCCGGUGCCUUAUCGCCCAGCUACGAUGGGGGUCGUCACAGCCUGAACAAGGUAGAGGACCGCCUGGACGAGGCCAUCCACGUGCUGCGCAGUCACGCGGUGGGCACGGCAGCUGAUGGUCACGGGCUGCUGCCUGGCCACGGGGCCCUGGCCUCCGGCUUCCCCGGCCCCGUCUUGCCCCUGGGUGGGCGACACGCCAGCCUGGUGGGAGGCGGCCACUCGGAAGACACGCCCACAGGCGGCGGCAACCUCACGCACAGCCACGUAGCCCUCCCCAGCCAGCCCGGCCCCCUCCCCGACCUCUCUCGGCCACCAGACUCCUACAGUGGACUCGGGCGCGCCAGUGCCGUCUCGGGUACCGGUGAGAUCAAACGGGAGGAGAAGGAGGACGAGGAGGACGCCUCAGUGGCUGACAACUCGGAAGAGGAGAAGAAGGAGUUGAAGCCCCCCCGGACUCGGACCAGCCCGGACGAGGACGAGGACGACCUUCUCCCCCCAGAGCAGAAGGCUGAGCGGGAGAAGGAGCGCCGGGUGGCCAAUAACGCUCGGGAGCGGCUGCGGGUCCGAGACAUCAAUGAGGCUUUUAAGGAGCUGGGGCGCAUGUGCCAGCUGCACCUCAACAGUGAGAAGCCCCAGACCAAACUGCUCAUCCUGCACCAGGCCGUGUCGGUCAUCCUGAACCUGGAGCAGCAGGUGCGAGAGCGUAACCUGAACCCCAAAGCGGCCUGCUUGAAGCGCAGAGAAGAGGAGAAGGUGUCGGGCGUGGUCGGAGACCCCCAGAUGGUGCUUUCGGCGGCCCACCCGGGCCUGAGUGAGCCCCACAACCCCGGCGGGCACAUGUGAGAGGGGCGCCGCGCGGGACAGAGUGCGGGACAGAGCGGGACGAGUGACCGGCCCACGCCCCGUGCGCGCCUGUGGUCGGCAUUGAGCCGGCACCGCCCCGGGGGGAGGGGGCAGGGGUGGGGGCGCCCCUCCCCGGCCUUGAGCCCCCCACCCCCGGGUCUCACGGCCUUGACACCUGGGGACUUACUGACGGAUCCUGAAACUGCAGCCCAGGCCCGGCCCAAAGGGGCAGUUUUGUUUUGUUUUUUAUUUGUAAACAAAACCAGAAAGUGAGCAAGAUACACACUUUGUCAGAAGAGACAAAAAAAUGCCUUAAGUCUAAAACGCGGGGGAGUCCGAACCUGCCGCUCGCCGGACGCGGAAGCUGCACAGACCGGCCGGUUCUGGACGAGCCGGCGAACGUGCCUACGCCUGACUCUUUUCUUAAGGAAAACAAAGGACGUUAGUUAGGAGGUUUUUUUUUUUUUUUUUUUUUUUUUUUUUUUUUUUUAAUGUAUUAGGAAAUUAGCAACAAGGAUGCCUUUGAUCUUUUUUUUUAAGCUUUUUUGCGUAUGUUUUGUAAGCAACAAAUUUUUUGUAUAAAAGUCUCAUGUCUCUUGCUAUUUCUGCUGCUGAUUCUAGAGCUGAGCGUUGCAUUUCACGAUCAACAGAUUAUUAAAAGUGUAUUGAAAAGACCACUGUAAACCUGAGGUCCCCCCCACCCAAACCCCGGGAGCUCUCGGGCACAAAGUGUCUCCCAGCUGCUGCUCUCCCAGCUGGUGUUUAAGAGUCUAGGUGGUUCCCUUGGUUUGGAGAGACUGUGAAGUGGUGGGCCGGCCUCUCCCCUCCCUCUGGAAGGGGGGUGGUGUCUGCAGGGAGGCAGUGAUCCUCCCAUGAGGACUGCCUAGGAGCCCCUGAAAGCAGCUUGGUCCCCAGGCGCUUCCCCACGGCCUGCGGGGCCCCCGUGUCCCUCCCCGGGACCCCACAAGCUGCCCUCCCAGUCUGCAGGCCUCCCCGACUCGGAUUUUGUUGGGACCAGUGUUCUGGGCACAGGGACCAUACCGCUGAGCCCGGUGCUACUACCAGGGCCUCCCGAGACCCCGUCCUCGGUUCCUUUGACCUGGGGACCUGGCCUGCAUACCACUCAGGGCUGGCUCAGAAGCCCUCACCCACCAGGUGACUGUCCCCAGACCCCAAAAAGCACUCAGGCUUUGCUUGCUCACCUAUAAGACCAGGAGGGUGGGCCCCUUCGGCCCUUGGUGGCCCUAUCCCAGGCCCAGGUCCCAGGUCUCCCUGAGUCCCCACUCUGGUCUCACGUGUCACCCAGCAGACCAGCUCCUCCCAGCUUGCCCAGGACCGUCCGGGGCUUAUAGUGAAAAGCCCUUGUCCUUGGAGUCGCUGCAGCCCCAGGGAAGCCAGGACCAUUGGCCCCUCCGUCUGAUCUCUGGGUGCAGAUCAGGCCUGCUGGGCUCCUCCCUGUACCCCCACACCCACACGGGUCGUAUGGACCCCAGGGUUCACCGCAGCACACCAGCCUGACGCACUCCCGGAGCCCUGGGACUCCCCGAGGCUAGGGAGCUGGGCGCCUGCAAGGGAAGCACCAGGCAGGACAUCCAGAGCUACCUCCCAUCCCGAGGUCCCCUGGGGCCUCCCACUGGGUGGUUCCCCAUCCAAGACUGAUCGAGACUGGCCAGGGGUCAGUGAGGAGCCGUGGGCUCGCGAGGGACUCUCCUUGCUGGCACCCCCGGCCUGUGUGGGUCUCGUGUGUCUUUUGGGGAACCUGCCUCAGUUCCCCUCCUACUCUGCUGCUGGUUUCACAGGCGGGGGCCCAGGAGCCUCUGCCCCACCCCCCCACUACCUGACUUUGUAUUCCGUGUAAGCAGCCUUGGGGGAGGGGAGACCCACGAUUCUGGGGAAGUGUGCUGAGUGCCUCAAGGUAACCGGUUUUCAAAAAAAAAAAAAAAAAAAAA
Molecule: messenger RNA, 4013 nt
Organism: Lynx canadensis (Canada lynx)
Lineage: Eukaryota; Metazoa; Chordata; Mammalia; Carnivora; Felidae
Gene: TCF3
Product: transcription factor 3
Exons: 19
Coding region: 166-2064 (632 amino acids)
Biological process (GO): regulation of transcription by RNA polymerase II; immunoglobulin V(D)J recombination
Cellular component (GO): transcription regulator complex
Molecular function (GO): protein dimerization activity; DNA-binding transcription factor activity, RNA polymerase II-specific; RNA polymerase II cis-regulatory region sequence-specific DNA binding
Source: RefSeq, a predicted model, not a curated record